AUGAGAAAGAGGGUGGAGGAGAGCAGAGGGACAGAAGGGGGGCACAGAGGAGGAGGAGGAGGAGGGAGAGGAGGACUCCUGAGAGUGUCUCAUAGUGACAGACAGUCAGGCUUCUCCCAGGCUACCUCAGGCCCCGGCGAGGACCCCCAGGGGCGACGCAGACAGGGCACUGGACCUCGCGGCAGGGGGAGGGGCAUCCUCAUCCUCCCCGCCCACACCGACCUCUCCCAAUCGUCGGCGGAGCCCGGGCUGAGGCUCCUGUUUGGUGGGAUACGUGGAGGAAGAGAGGCGGGGCUAGGGAGAGGAGGAGGAAGGGGCGGAGGAACAAGGCGUCUCUGGGACCCGAACAACCCCGACCAGAAACCCGCCCUCGGGCUCUCCCAGCAUGCAUCGCUCCAGCAGCAGCAGCCCAUGUACCUGCAGACAGGUGUUGGUUACGGAGCGCUGCACUUCCUGGAUACAGAUGACGAGGCUGCAGGGAGUCCCCCAGUCCACCAGGGGGAGCACUUCCACCUCCAGCAGCAGGCUGCAGCCAUGGCCCAGGCCUUCUAUAAGUACCAGAACUCUGACAACCCUUACCCUUACAACGCCAACCCUAACCCUAACCCCAACACACGCUACCCCUACCCUUACCACACUAUGCCCACCGGUCCCUACCAGAUCCCCCCCUCCAACGACAUGUACCCGGGUCAGUUCUACGGGGGGUACAGGGGCCAGGGGUACCCGGCUGGACCCGAGGCUGCAGCACCAGCAGGUGGAUCCGGAGCAGGUCUAACCCUUGAGGAGGCGGAGCAGCAUGCCAGAGGAGAGCUGGGGAGACUGCUGAGAGCGGCAGACAGCCAGGAGUUACAGCUCACUAACCUGUUGUCUAGAGACAGUCUCAGUGCUGAUGGACUGGAUCGCAUGGCUCAGCUCAGGUAAGAUAGAGGGAGGGAUGGAGAGGAGAGGAAGUGACCUGCUAAUGGCGGGGCGGGGGGGGUAGAAGAAAGGUGAAAGCUGCAACCUGCUGUUUAAAAAAGCUUUCUUUAUCUUGUCUGUCCUCCCCCCCCCCCCCCCCCCAGAGCUGACCUAUUGACCCUGUAUGAGCGGGUGAUCCUAACAGACAUAGAGUUCAGUGACAGUCAGAACCUGGACCAGGCUCUAUGGAAGAAUGUGUUCUACCAGGUUAUAGAGCGCUUCAGACAGCUCCUCAAAGACCCCAGCGGAGACUCAGCCCCGCACAUCACCACCAUGCUGCUGACGCUGCUGGACGAGGUACACACACUGAACAAACACCAUGUACACACACAGGCAUCAAUCGGCCGUUACCCAAAACACGUGUAAAUAUUGGACUGUAAAUUGUGCCUUCCUCUAUUAUACUUCUGCUGAAAUGUUUCUUCUGUUCUACUGAGACAUUUACUUUAUGUUGCUAUUCUCAUCUUUCAUUAUUUCUUAUUGUUGUUGCGUUGUCCAGAAGGAAGCUGCAAGGAAGCAUUUAGUUGGACGGUGUAUACCAUGUGUGUCCUGUACAACAUUACAUUUACAUUUACAUUUUAGUCAUUUAGCAGACGCUCUUAUCCAGAGCGACUUACAGUUAGUGAGUGCAUACAUUAUAUAUUUUUAUUUUUUUCAUACUGCCCCCCCCCCCCGUGGGAAUCGAACCCACAACCCUGGUGUUGCAAACAUCCCCUGCCGGCCAUUCCCUCCCCUACCCUGGACGACGCUGGGCCAAUUGUGCGUCUCCCCAUGGGUCUCCCGGUCACGGCCGGCUACGACAGAGCCUGGAUUCGAACAAGGAUCUCUAGUGGCACAGCUAGCACUGCGAUGCAGUGCCUUAGACCACUGCGCCACUCGGGAGGCGCAGUGGUCUAAGGAUGAAUAAAACUUAGCUUGAAACACGUACAGACAGACAAACACCACGUAUAGACGAACACUGAUUGUGUAAACAGCACUGUACUGCAAAUAGUGUUGGUGACAGUAUGCAAGACUAAAAUUAUUCAGGGAACUAAACUUUUCUAUCAUGCUGUGUUUGUUUCCCAGGGGGCAGUAUUCUUUGAUGCACUGCUGCAGAAGCUUCAGAUGGUGUUUCAGUUUAAACUGGAGGACUACAUGGACAGCAUGGCCAUCAGACCACGACCACUACGCAAAACGGUAACCUAUUGUGUGUGUGUGUGUGUGUGUGUGUGUGUGUGUGUGGUGUGUGUGUGUGUGUGUGUGUGUGUGUGUGUGUGUGUGUAUUUAACCAUGUUUAAUGUGUGUUGGUCCAGGUGAAGUAUGCUCUGAUCAGUGCCCAGCGGUGUUUGAUCUGUCAGGGGGACAUCGCCCGUUACCGGGAGCAGGCCAGCGACUCGGCUAACUACGGCAAGGCCCGCAGGUACGUAGCACGUCACCAUGGCUAUUGGCUACCACAAAACGCAUAAUUGUCUGACAUUUCAUACAUAUCCAUUCAUGUGUGUUCCUGCCCGUUGACACAUCACAAUGGAGAAAACUGUGGCUUUUGUUCUCAGGUCUCUCUUGCAAAAUAUAUUUUUCUCAGGGAGACUAUUCCCUGACUAGUAAAUGUAGCUUAUACCACAGCAUUGUUGAAUACUCAUUUCUGAUUGGCUAGAAGGGCAUUCUAGAAUAUACAUUAAAACCAGAUAAUGGGAGAGUUGGGAAAAAAUCGUGACAGUUGGAAAAGAUAUCGGGACACCUUGCAAUCAUGACACAAUAAGCGCCUACACAUGCAGACCAUAUUUGCUACAAAGUUACAGAAAGCUAAACCAACAACCACACAAGCUGAAAUUGGAUACUUUGUAAACGCAGGUCCAACGAGGAAAAAUGUAGCUAGCUAGCAUUUAUUUGUUUCUGCAGUGACAUAUUUUUUGGGAGCAUCUGAUGACCUAACGUGGUGAGUGAUGAACAUUAAUUUCUCUUGUACGUACUGUUGCAGUCAUGACGCAAGUGGCGCUAUGCGGUCAAAUCCGCCCACGUUUCUAGUUUGACUAGCUGUUUUCAGCAACUGGUAUUUUUGAAUUUGGUUGUCAUAUCGGCAGGUUUGCUAGCAACAAACUAUUUAGCUCGCUUCUAGCCUAGUGUUUGAUAUGCAAUUUGAUCUCCUCGUAAUGAACAGUGUUGUGUCCUGACAAGAAGGCAAACUUUUCUAGGUAUGCCAGGCAAAAUCGGGCAUCAUCAACUCAUUGUUAUGGAUGUAUCCAAAUGAAUGUCAACAGAAAACAGCUUAAACAAAAGCAAAUGCAGCUACUUUGCUGUUAUUUUGUCUGCAGAGGUCGUGUCUGUGUUUGACGUAGCUAGUUUGCUAGCUAGUUAGCUAGCAAGCAAGAGACAAGAACGUUGCCAGCGAGCGGAACAUAUAGAACGAACAACUGGGUCACGUCCAAAUCACAGACACCAGCAAAGCACCCCCACACCAUAACACCUCCUUCUCCAUGCUUUACGGUGGGAAAUACACAUGUGGAGAUCAUCCGUUCACCCACACCGCGUCUCACAAAGACACAGCGGUUGGAACCAAAAAUCUCAAAUUUGGAGUCCAGACCAAAGAACAAAUUUCCACCGGUCUAAUGUCCAUUGCUCAUGUUUCUUGGCCCAAGCAGGUCUCUUCUUAUUAUUGGUGUCCUUUAGUAGUGGUUUCUUUGCAGCAAUUCGAACAUGAAGGCCUGAUUCACACAGUCUCCUCUGAACAGUUGAUGUUGAGAUGUGUCUGUUACUUGAACUCUGUGAAGCAUUUAUUUGGGCUGUAAUUUCUGAGGCUGGUAACUCUAAUGAACUUACCUUCUGCAGCAGAGGUAACUCUGGGUCUUCCAUUCCUGUGGCGGUCCACAUAAGAGCCAUUUUCAUCAUAGGGCUUGAUGGUUUUUGCGACUGCACUUGAAGAAAAGUUCUGGAAAUGUUCCAUAUUGACUGACCUUCAUGUCUUAAAGUAAUGAUGGACUGUCGUUUCUCUUUGCUUAUUUUAGCUGUUCUUGCCAAAAUAUGGACUUGGUCUUUUACCAAAUAGGGCUAUCUUCUGUAUACCCCCCUACCUUGUCACAACACAACUGAUUGGCUCAAAUGCACUAAGAAUGAAAUAAAUUCCACAAAUUAACUUUUAAGAAGGCACACCUGUUAAUUGAAAUGCAUUCAAGGUGACUACCUCAUGAAGCUGGUUGAGAGAAUACCAAGAGUGUGCAAAGCUGUCAUCGAGGCAAAGGGUGGCUAUUUGAAGAAUCUCAAAUAUAAAAUAAAGUUUGAUUUGUUUAACACUUUUUGGUUACUACAUGAUUCCAUAUGUGUUAUUUCAUAGUUUGUCUAUGAAAUAACACGUAUGUGGUGUCUCUUUUGUGUAAAGUCAUCUUCUCUUCUCCCUUUUCCCUCCUUCCUCCUCCCUCCCUUCUCCCUCUUCCUCCCUCUCCCUCUUCCCUCCUCUUCCUCCUCCUGUCUAGUUGGUACCUGAAGGCCCAGCAGAUUGCUCCUAAGAACGGACGACCCUACAACCAGCUAGCCCUGCUGGCUGUCUACACGGUGAGAGGAUGUGUUAUCUUCCACAGUAGGGGACACUAUUGCCAAGAUAAGACAAGACAAAUAUUUGCUGUGUUGUGUUGAUGUAAUGCUGUGUGAUGUAUGUAUUGCUGACCUCUCCCCAAAAAUAAUUUACAGUGGCUUGCGAAAGUAUUCACCCCCCUUGGCAUUUUUCCUAUUUUGUUGCCUUACACCCUGGAAUUAAAAUGGAUUUUUGGGGGUUUUGUAUCAUUUGAUUUACACAACAUGCCUACCACUUUGAAGAUGCAAAAUAGUUUUUAUUGUGAAAUAAACAAGAAAUAAGACAAAAAAAACUAUUCACCCCUACCCCCAAAGUCAAUACUUUGUAGAGCUACCUUUUGCAGUAAUUACAGCUGCAAGUCUCUUGGGGUAUGUCUCUAUAAGCUUGGCACAUCUAGCCACUGGGAUUUUUUGCCAUUCUUCAAGGCAAAACUGCUCCAGCUCCUUGAAGUUGGAUGGGUUCCACUGGUGUACAGCAAUCUUUAAGUCAUACCACAGAUUCUCAAUUGGAUUGACGUCUGGGCUUUGACUAGGCCAUUCCAAGACAUUUAAAUGUUUCCCCUUAAACCACUUGAGUGUUGCUUUAGCACUAUGCUUAGGGUCAUUGUCCUGCUGGAAGGUGACCAGUUUCCCAGUCCCUGCCGAUGGUGUUCUCGUGGUGAUGAGAGGUGUUGGGUUUGCGCCAGACGUUUUCCUUGAUGGCCAAAAAGCUAAAUUUUAGUCUCAUCUGACCAGAGUACCUUCUUCCAUAUGUUUGGAGAGUCGCCCACAUGCCUUUUGGCGAACACCAAACGUGUUUGCUUAUUUUUUUCUUUAAGCAAUGGCUUUUUUCUGGCCACUCUUCCGUAAAGCCCAGCUCUGUGGAGUGUACGGCUUAAAGUGGUCCUAUGGACAGAUACUCUAAUCUCCACUGUGGAGCUUUGCAACUCCUUCAGGGUUCUUUUAUGGUCUCUUUGUUGCCUCUCUGAUUAAUGCCCUCCUUGCCUGGUCUGUGAGUUUUGGUGGGCGGCCCUCUCUUGGCAGGUUUGUUGUGGUGCCAUAUUCUUUCAAUUUUUUUAUAAUGGAUUUAAUGGUGCUCUGUGGGAUGUUCAAAGUUUCAGAUAUUUUUUUAUAAACCAACCCUGAUCUGUACUUCUCCACAACUUUAUCCCUGACCUGUUUGGAGAGCUCCUUGGUCUUCAUGGUGCCGCUUGCUUAGUGGUGUUGCAGACUCUGGGGUCUUUCAGAACAGGUGUAUAUAUACUGAGAUCAUGUGACAGAUAAUGUGACACUUAGAUUGCACACAGGUGGACAUUAUUUAACUAAUUAUGUGACUUCUGAAGGUAAUUGGUUGCACCAGAUCUUAUUUAGGGGCUUCAUAGCAAAGGGGGUGAAUACAUAUGCACGCACCACUUUUCCGUUAUUAUUUUUUUGAAACAAGUUAUUUUUUUUCAUUUCACUUUCACCAAUUUGGACUGUUUUGUGUAUGUCCAUUACAUGAAAUCCAAAUAAAAAUACAUUUAAAUUACAGGUUGUAAUGCAACAAAAUCGGAAAAAUGCCAAGGGGGAUGAAUACUUUUGCAAGGCACUGUACAUGAAAAUGGUCAAUAAUGUAUAUAGUUAGUAAGAUUUUGAGAGAAAAAACCGACAGACACAAGAAAGAUCACUCAUUUCUCUUCUCCUCUCUCUCUCUCUAGAAGAGGAAGUUGGAUGCAGUGUAUUACUACAUGCGGAGCCUGGCUGUCUCCAACCCCAUCCUCACUGCCAAGGAGAGCCUCAUGAGUCUGUUUGAAGAAGCCAAACGCAAGGUCAGACACACACACGAAGGACACAUAUACACUUAUAUCUCAACCAACACUGCUUUCAUGGACCAGCUAACGUAUUCAUAGACUAAACACAUCCAACACCAAGCCUUUCAUCUCCUAGUUCUGCCCCCUGCUUGUGUGUUCUGUAUACAUGACCUCUGACCCUUUGACCCAGGCGGAACAGAUGGGGCGGAGGCAGGAGUCAGAAGGGGGGUCCAGGGGCCCGGGGGUCCGGGGGGGGAGGAGGAGGACGGGGGGAGCAGGGGGCCAGAGUAGAGAUCUGGGUUCGCCCUAUCAGCCAGGCAGCGGCUCUUUCGUCACACCGCGGGGGCAACGAGUCCAGCAGAGACUCUGAACAGGACGGAGAGCUGGGCAACCUCAGCGCGAGUGAUGUGAGUACAAUACACAUAUACGUACGCACACUCACUCACUCUCUAUGGCUUAUAUGCUUCUCUUCCGGUUCAGUUCGGGUUCUUUCAUAUUGGACGUUGUUAAUACUCCUCUGUGUCUCUUUGUGUCUAUCUCUGAGUGUGUGUCUGUGGGUGUGCACGUGUUCACUCAUGCGCCAGAAGAAGUGUAUUUCAUGGCAAACACACACACACAGAAAUGGCGGCACACAUGACCUUGUAUUCAGACACACCUCCCACACAGCACACAGAACAGGAACUAUUCAACAUCAUACACCUCUCUCUCUCUCUCUCUCUCUCGCGCUCUCCUACCUCUCUCUCUCUCCUACUCUCUCUCCUACCUCUCUCUCUCUCUACCCCUCUCUCUCUCUCUCUAUCUACAUCUCUCUCUCUCUCUGUCUGUCUUUCUUUCUUUUUUUCCAGCUCAUAUUCCUCUCUUCCUCUCCUCCGCUGUUGCAAAAAUACAUAAUAUAUAUGCUGUCACUCUCUCUGUUAGAUGUCUCUGGUCCUCAGACUGCCCUGUCCAAAGUGCACAGUCAGAGAAAUACGCAUAUUCUCUCUCUCUCUCACACAUACAUACACACACACACACACACACACACACACACACACACACUAGAGAUGUUUUCUCUCCCAGGAAGUGGUGGCUCUGUGACUCACCCUCCGUAGUGGACAGACAGGGUGCAUCGUGGGCCGCGGCGCUCUCGUCAUCACCGUCUCCAUGGAGAUACGCCUUCGUAAACACACACAUACGCACACACACAUACGCAGGCAGACACACAAACACACCCGCUCACACAGUCUUGUACAACUAACCUUGUGGGGACACACAAUUCAGUCCCAUUCAAAAUACCAUUUUCCCUAACCCUAACCUUAACCCAAAAACCUAAACUUAAACCUAAACCCCAUAGAAAUAGCAUUUCUUGUUAGUUUACUAUUCUUGUUCAAUGAGCAGAUUUCUGUACAAUUUUCUUUACAAUUCAGCCGUGCCGACGGGCUGACCGUGGCCAUUGCCACGCCCAAUGCCACACCUCCCUAAACCCUGGUAUCUACAAGUUUGUCUAACUAGGGCUGCUCUCUCUCCCUCCCUCCCGUGUCAAACACAUCGACCCCUACCCGCCUCCCGUACUGCACCUCUCUCCCAUGUUGCGCAGGCUGCUCAGCAAGCAGUUCCCAAGUUAAACAAUGUGGGGGUUUUGUGUGUGUGUUUAAAAAAUAAUGUAUUUUGACUAUCCGGAUAUCUGCAAUUUUGGGGGGGAUAUUAUUCGAAUAGUGAAAUUAUUUCAAAUGCCCAUCCCUAACAGACACACACACGCAGACACUCAUCUACACGCACACACACACACAAACAAACACACACACACAGGCAGACACAUAUCCAUGUCUCAAACCUGUUACUUAACAGACUUCCCCAUGACUAAAUCAAUAUUUAAUGAGAAAUAUCCCUGUCCCUGUCCCUGUCUCUGUCUCUGUCCCUGUCCCUGUCUCUGUCUCUGUCCCUGUCUCUGUCCCUGUCUGAGUCCCUGUGUCAGUCACUGUCUGAGUGUCAGUCUCUGUCCCUGUGUCUGUCUCUGUCCCUGUCUCUGUCCCUGUGUCAGUCUCUGUCUCUGUCACUAUCCCUGUGUCAGUCUCUGUCCCUGUCCCUGUGUCAGUCUCUGUCUCUGUCCCUGUGUCAGUCUCUGUCCCUGUCUCUGUCCCUUUCCCUGUGUCAGUCUCUGUCCCUGUCUCUGUGUCAGUCUCUGUCCCUGUCUCUGUCCCUGUGUCAGUCUCUGUCCCUGUCUCUGUCCCUGUGUCAGUCUCUGUCUCUGUCCCUGUGUCAGUCCCUGUCUCUGUCCUAUCCCUGUGUCAGUCCUCUGUGUCAGUCUCUGUCCCUGUCUCUGUCCCUGUCCCUGUCCCUGUCUCUGUCCCUGUGUCAGUCUCUGUCCCUGUGUCAGUCUCUGUCUCUGUCCUGUGUGUCUCUGUCCUGUGUCAGUCUUGCCAUUGUCAGUUUGUCCCGUGUCAGUCUCUGUCCCUGUGUUGUCUUGUCUGUGUCAGUCUCUGUCCUGUCGUCCUGUCCCUGUUCCGUCCGUGUCUGUCUCUGUCCUGUCCCUACCGUUGGCCUAGUCAGUCAGUCUUGUCUGCCUUGUCAGUUCGUCUGCCCUAGUACGUCCAGUCUCUUAGUCUUGUCCAUGUCCUGUGUCAGUCUCUGUCCUGUCUAAUGUCAGUCCUGGUCUCUGUCCCGGUUAGUCUCUGUCUUGGGCCCGUCUUGUCCUGUGUAGUCUGUGUCCUGUCUAGUCCAGUGUAGUUUGUCCUUCCUGUCAUGUGUCAGUGUCCCUGCCUAUGUCCCUGUUCAGUCUGUCCCUGGUCAGUCCCUGUUGGCCUGUAGUCAGUGUCCCUUGUUUGUCCCUGUCGGUUGUCCCUGGGCCUUAGUACUGUUCGUGCCAUGUCUCUGUGUUCAGAUGUUUCCAUAGUUAAUCCUUAUUUUCUUUUCAUUCUCCUUAUUCUGUGUUUCUGAGUGUUAAGUUGGCCUAUAGUCAGGUUAGUUGGCCUAUAGUCAGGUUAGUUGGCCUAUAGUCAGGUUAGUUGGCCUAUAGUCAGGUUAGUUGGCCUAUAGUCAGGUUAGUUGGCCUAUAGUCAGGUUAGUUGGCCUAUAGUCAGGAUUGCUAGUCGGUUAUUAUAGCCGAUGUUGCUAUAGUCAGGUUUGCCUAAGCGUUAUGCCAAAUGUUAUUGGCCAUAGUCAGGUAGUUGGCCUAUAUCAGUAGUGGCUAUAAGCGUCGCCCCUUCACCUAGCUGUUAUAACCAGUGUUAUAACCAGUCCCCUUCACCUAGCUGUUAUAACCAGUGUUAUAACCAGUCCCCUUCACCUAGCUGUUAUAACCAAUGUUAUAACCAGUCCCCUUCACCUAGCUGUUAUAACCAGUGUUAUAACCAGUCCCCUUCACCUAGCUGUUAUAACCAGUGUUAUAACCAGUCCCCUUCAUCUAGCUGUUACAUAGCAUAGAUUCAAUGAAAUAAGAUGACAGGACAGACAUGACUAAUCAAUGCUAGACCGACUAUCUGACUCAUCAGUGCACUGUUGCUCCUGUCUGUCUGCAGCUCAAUAAGAGGUUCAUACUCAGCUUCCUUCACGCUCAUGGAAAACUCUUCACUAAAGUGGGGUGAGUUAUUUUGGUGUGUGUAGUCGUGUAUUAAAUAUGUAGACUUCAUUUUGUAAAGCCUGUGUGGUUGUGUGUAUGCUCUAACACACGUAUUUUCUUACUAGCACUUAUUAUGCUGAUAGCUGCUGUUUUAGUAGAAGGAUUUUACUUCCAAUCACUGUGAUAUGUGGUUGUCUUACCUACCUUAGUUGAAAGCACUGACUGUAAGUCUCUCUGGAUAAGAGUGUCUGAAUGAGAAACAUGUCCACUGUGUUGCAGCAUGGAGUCGUUCCCGGCGGUGGGCAGUCGUGUUCACAGGAGUUCGAGACACUGCUCCAACACAGCCCCUCCAUCCCCCAGAAGGACCGAGCAAAGCGCAUUGUUACAGAUCAUCACUAUCAACAUGUUCACUAUACACAACGCUCAAAGCAGAGGUAGCACACACACACACACAGAAAUGUGACCUUGUGUAAAAGCAUUGUGCAAAAACACCAACCUCAAGCCUGUCUCCUCUCUUCCUCUCUAGAACGUCUCACUCACGCACGCGUUCUAGCAGAUCUCCCACGCAAGCCUGGAAAUCCUCAAGGGGAACAGACAGAUCAACAGAGACCAGCAAACGCGCAAUAGACGGAUCAGAAACACGGAAGUGCACGAUCAAGCUCGACCGCAAGACAUAGGAGAAAGGGAAAGACGAUGAAGGACAGAAAGCGAGGCUAAGGAUGAAUCCCGCGCUGGCUCCAGAGAUAACAGAUGCCACAGGUAUUACACCUGUCGACUCUGCCUACCCCUUCCUCUCUCUCUCCCUCUACUUCCCCUUCUCUCCAUCUCUCUCUCUCCCUCUCUCCCUCUCCUCCCCCUUCUCUCUCCCUUCCUCUAGGAGGAGAUGGUGAGGUGAGGUCUGUGUUACAGGAGCAGACUACAGCUCUGGGUCUGGCCAUGUUCUCUCUGCUGGUCCAGCGCUGCACAGAGCUAUUAAGAGAUACACCUGCAGGUAUGUCAUUCACAGAUGUGAUAUUUGUAUACAUUGUCUGGGACAUUGUAUGGUUGUGAAAAAGACUCUCACUGACACAGUUCAUAUGAGUGAAGAGUUGGGUACUCCGAUGCACUCUAACACACUAACACAGAGUAAAGCUUACUACAAGCUCUACUGAGACGGAAGAUUCGGAGCGUAGCAAAGUGUUGAGAUGUCGUUAUUCACCACAAAGGGGGCGGCUCCUUGUAAUACGCUCCGGAAUUCAAUGUAUUUUUGUACUACCUGAAAAUUGAGACGUGCCGUAUCAUUCCUUCCUUCCUCAGCCGUGGGGGCAGUGUUGUCGCUUGGUUCCUUGAUCUGAUCUAUAGGCUAAAUUGGCUAUUCAUCAUUUUGCAUUGAUUCGCCAAAUAUAAUCUCAGCGACUGUUGAAACAGUAAACCAAACAACAAGAAUCCACCCAAAAAGGUAUUUUAUUUAGAAGUAAUAACUAGUGAUUCCAAGCUAUUGUGAAACGGUAGAACCUGCUGUAGCCAGCUAGCUAGCCAUGGGCAUGACUAAAACAUGAUGUUCUAUUUUUAGCUGAUAUGGGAAUUAAUACACAAGCAGCAUAUCAAACUAGGAUAAUGUUUUAGGUUACACCGGCAAGUAUAAAAAUAUUUGCCAGGGCAUAUUUUUUAAAUUUGAAAUGUGAUUAUUUCGCAUAGAGAUGUGGGAAGCUAAAAAGGCUAGCUAGCUUGCUAUGUUUUUAUCCAAGCUAAAGCCAGCUAGCUACUACUAGCAAGGGAAGGUGACUCUUCCUUGCUUUCACAAAAUUAAUUGACACUUUUUUUUUACUUUGCUAUCGUGAAUGGGAGUGAGACCAGUGAGGAUAUCAUGUUACCAAAAGGUGUCCGCUGCUCCAAAAAUCCAACUCUAUCCACACUCGCACGUAGAUCAACGGAGUGAAGCUUCUAGUGACCUUAAUGGAGAGGUUUGCCAGACAUAUGAUUUCUACCCCCUAGGAAGGCAGACAAUGAUUCUCUUUCUCUCUCUCUCCUAUUUCUCUCUCUCCACUCUCUCUCUCUCUCCCUUUCUCCCUCUCCCUCACUCCCUCUCUCAGAGCCCAUCCCCGAGGAGGAGAGAGAACAGGGGGAUGAGGAGGAGGAGGGGAUGGUGAGAGUUUCUGCCUUCCCAUUGGACCUGAGGGAGCUGCUGCCUAGUGUCAAGGUCUGGUCUGAUUGGAUGCUUGGACAUCCCAACCAAUGGAAUCCUCCACCUUGUAGUAUAGAGUGAGUAUACAAUCCAAACACAGGACGAUCUCCUGUGGGGAGGUGUUACUGUCUCCUCUCUCUUCCUGUGAGGAGGUGUUACUGUCUCCUCUCUCUUCCUGUGGGGAGGUGUUACUGUCUCCUCUCUCUUCCUGUGGGGAGGUGUUACUGUCUCCUCUCUCUUCCUGUGGGGAGGUGGUUACUGUCUCCUCUCUCUUCCUGUGGGGAGGUGUUACUGUCUCCUCUCUCUUCCUGUGGGGAGGUGUUACUGUCUCCUCUCUCUUCCUGUGGGGAGGUGUUACUGUCUCCUCUCUCUUCCUGUGGGGAGGUGUUACUGUCUCCUCUCUCUUCCUGUAGGGAGGUGUUACUGUGUCCUCUCUCUUCCUGUGGGGAGGUGUUACUGUCUCCUCUCUCUUCCUGUGGGGAGGUGUUACUGUCUCCCCUCUCUUCCUGUGGGGAGGUGUUACUGUCUCCUCUCUCUUCCUGUGGGGAGGUGUUACUGCCUCCUCUCUCUUCCUGUGGGGAGGUGUUACUGUCUCCUCUCUCUUCCUGUGGGGAGGUGUUACUGUCUCCCCUCUCUUCCUGUGGGGAGGUGUUACUGUCUCCUCUCUCUUCCUGUGGGGAGGUGUUACUGUCUCCUCUCUCUUCCUGUGGGGAGGUGUUACUGACUCCUCUCUCUUCCUGUGGUUGUAGCUCUGGUGUGUGGCGCAGCCUGGCUGACCUGUGUAAUGCGUUGGCACGUGUUGACCACGGGGAGGCGCCGCUGUACAAGGCAGACGGGGACGGAGGGGAGGGGGAUGAGGAGCUCCGCCUGCUGCUAUUGGAGGAGGACAGGCUACUGGCCGGCUUCGUCCCGCUGCUCGCCGCCCCGCAGGAACCCUGCUACAUAGACUGCACCAGGGAUACCGUGAGUUUAUACACCAUACAUACAUUGCAUACACACACAUAUGCGUGCUCUCUCUCACUCGCUCUCUCUCUCUCUCUCUCUCUCUCUCUCUCUCUCUCUCUCUCUCUCUCUCUCUCUCCCCUAGGUAAUAGCAGCAGACUGUAAAAGGGUAACAGUGUUGAAGUAUUUCCUGGAGGCUCUGUGUGGUCAGGAACAACCUCUCUUGGCCUUCAAGGGAGGGAAGUAUGUCUCCAUGGCAACCUCUCCCCAACCCAGCAGCCCUGGUGACGCCCACGGUCGACACGACUCACAGACCGAGAGAGAGGUGUGUGUUUGUUUCUCUCUCUUACUUAUCAAAUGUUCUCGCAGGCUCUUAUCCAAGUGUCUCGAGAGGUGUGUGUCUGUGACUCUGUCUCUCAAUCCUCGAUUAUUUGUUUUUAAGUCUAGCCGCUGAGUUACACACCUGUCUCAACUAGUCACCGUCAUGAAUACCUUGGUUAGCUGAAUCAGAUGUGUAGGGUGUAGUUAGAUGUGUGUCCACUAACAUGUCCCUCUACGCCCCUCUCUGCUGUGGUGCUGUGUCUUAGAGUGAUGACGUCAUCGUGGAGGCAGAG
Molecule: messenger RNA, 13524 nt
Organism: Coregonus sp. 'balchen'
Lineage: Eukaryota; Metazoa; Chordata; Actinopteri; Salmoniformes; Salmonidae
Source: the annotation of a GenBank genome assembly